Molecule: messenger RNA, 246 nt
Organism: Monascus purpureus
Lineage: Eukaryota; Fungi; Ascomycota; Eurotiomycetes; Eurotiales; Aspergillaceae
Source: the annotation of a GenBank genome assembly
AUGGCAACGGCCCGGUGUGGGCGCAAGCAGCCCAAGUACCAGGGCGGAUUCAUCCUGGAUGGCGGCGUGCACUACGUCGCUGGUAUGCGAUGCGCGACGGGCAUGGAGAUCGUGGAGAUGAAGAGCACGGCCGUGCAGAUUCAGCCAAUUUUGACGCCUUUGGAUACCCUGAAUGCGACACUGCGCUUCUCCAACGGCGCUGUGGGGUCCCUCAGGUUCUCUGUUGCAUCGCCGAAGGUGUUUUGA